UCGCUCUGCGCAGGGGUGGGGGCGGACAGAGCAAUGCAGACAGAUCUCCCUCUCCCUGCCACAGAGCAGCAGCCCACACAGCUGGAAAAGUUUCAGAGUAGCAGCUGUGUUAGUCUGUAUUCGCAAAAAGAAAAGGAGUACUUGUGGCACCUUAGAGACUAACAAAUUUAUUUGAACAUAAGCUUUUGUGAGCUACAGCUCACUUCAUCGGAUGCAUUCAGUGGAAAAUACAGUGGGGAGAUUCAUAUACAUACACAGCCUGGAGCCCACAGGAAGAGGGAGGGGAGAGAGCUGUUGAUCCAACUCUGUGGGGACAGCCCUGUGAGACUCCGGAGCAGCAGUUCAUUUGCCGGUGUGCACUCUUGGCUGGCAGAGACUCUCGCUGUGGACUCGGUUGCACGGCACCUGGAAGUUCUGGUUCCAAAGCCCGGCUCUUCCCAAGGAGGAGGAAAAUCAAGGAGCGGUAAUCUGAUCUGACUGAGGGAGUAAAGGGACUGCAGCAGAGAGGUGGACAGAGGAUUCCCACUUAUCCAACAUCACCACUGGGAUACUCAGGAUCUCCUUUAAUGUCAACAACGUCAGGUGCCCAGGGACACAAGUGAAAGAACAGAUCAGUUCUCAGAUGACUUGCCAAGGUCUGAUUUUGACUGUGGUCUUUAUCAUGCUCUGCAGGGCAGAAGCAGACACAGUGAUACAGAAAAAAGUGGUGGAGGUGGGUGGCAAUGUGACCUUAAGCUGCCUCCUGAUGGGAUCUCAUGACAUUCUGCAAGUUACAUGGCAGAAGAAAAAUACUAGAGAGAAUUUGGCUACAUACAGUGUAUCUAAAGGAGUAACUGUUGCUGAAACAUACCGAGGUCGAUUAAAUGUCACACGCCUGUCACUAAAUGAUACGGCCAUCACCCUGUGGAGAGUUGGAAUCCAGGAUGACGGAUGUUACAAAUGCCUCUUUAAUACCUUUCCCACCGGAGCCAUCCCACAAGACACCUGCUUGACUGUCUAUGAGCAGCUCAGAGGAUCUCUCCAUUAUAUAAUCUCUGAAGGUAACUUGACAGCCAUCUGUUCUGCUAAUGCCUGGCCUCGUCCUGUGAUCUCUUGGAUUGUGCCGAAAGCUCAGAGUGAAAAGACAGAAGAGGUGGUCACGCACCCCAAUGGAACAUUGUCCGUCAUCAGCAAACUCUAUGUCAACCGUUCUACAAGCCUGGCUGGGCAAUUGCUGAUCUGCAGAGUACGGCACAUGGAGGAAGACAGAGAUUACAGUGUGAAAGUGGAAGACGGCUGGUGGUUUUCAGUUCCUUGGUUGCUGGCCACAGCGGCCCUACUCAUAGUUUUUGUUGUGUUGGUUCUGACUGUGGUGUGCUGGAGAAGACGCAGGAAAAAGCAAAGCGGAUUGAAACCUGAGCUCCCCAAGUGUCUGUUCAUGGAGGACAGGACAUUGGCUGGGAUGCAGGAGAACCAAGUUCAAGAUGUCUCUCUGUGCUACGGAGAUUUCCAGAUGAAGUAUGCUUCCUGAAUCUAGAGCAUUUUAACCCAUCUACUGGAUCAUUCCUUGGCAAACCUGAUUCAGCAUUAGAAGCAGUGACCUGGCAUGGCCUGAAAGUUACAUCAAUAAAAGGGAAGUGUGAUCCAACCUAGACUCAGCAGCUAGAAGAUAGGAAGUAAAAAACCUGGCACCAGAUUCAGACAUAUAAGGGACAAACCUAAUGUCAUCUGUCUCAGUCCCACUGGACAGCAACUAUCCACCUGCUUCUUUCCUCCUAUCUAGCUGAUCCGGUGGUUCUUCAGCAGUGAAUGACUGAUGGAUCUGGAUCAUCUGUCCAUGGAAUUCAUUCACAAGACUUGUUGCUUCCCUUCCUUACAUUCCUCCUCUUGCUGUUGAUCUUCAACAUGGCUCCAGCCACACUUCAUUUACCUGGCACUACUGGUGAAUGAGUAUUAAGACAGGCCGUCAACCAGACAGAGCAGGAGUGGUUUAAGCCUUGUAUCCCAUCUAGAGCACUGUUAUUACCUUCCUAUAAGGCAUUUGGCUAUUCUAUUCCAUUAACUUUUGUUCUUGCAUCAGUCAUGUUUCAUGUUAUUUAACUUUUUGUAAGACAUGCUGGGUUACAGUUUUAUGUACACACUAUAUGCAUAUUUAUUAAGGCAACAGGGAACAUUUAGCAGCUGAAUUUCUUGAAACUAAAGUAACUGUUUCAGAUUCAAAGUUCAAAUCUAUUUGUGUGAGGAAAGACAGAUCUCUUCAAUUUUCCAGAGCUGCAGCUGUUUCAAUACCCCAGCGUGAUACAAGCAUUUGUAUGUGCAUUAAUGUGUAUUCAUCUUUGUGUUUGUAAGGCCAUUAGAGAUAGUUGCUGACAGUUACUGUUGUGCUAGGGACUUUGUUAUUGCUGCUUAAUGAUUCUCUUACCUGAAGCUACCUCUCUUACUAAUUCCUUGAUUCUAUUAUUCAUCGUUGUGUUCUAGCUAUGCUGAAAAAAGACCAAAUAAAGCUAUUUUGAAAAUUAAA
Messenger RNA from Chelonia mydas (Green sea turtle), 2500 nucleotides. RefSeq names its product OX-2 membrane glycoprotein. The record is from RefSeq and is a predicted model, not a curated record. The transcript is spliced from 9 exons. Bases 623 to 1510 code for a protein of 295 amino acids. Gene Ontology annotation, molecular function: cell-cell adhesion mediator activity. NCBI's taxonomy places the organism in Eukaryota, Metazoa, Chordata, Testudines, Cheloniidae.